Diversispora eburnea is the source of this 1251-nucleotide messenger RNA. NCBI's taxonomy places the organism in Eukaryota, Fungi, Glomeromycota, Glomeromycetes, Diversisporales, Diversisporaceae. The record is from the annotation of a GenBank genome assembly.
AUGGCCGAUCUAAAUUCACCGAGAUACGGACACGGAGCUGUAUUAAUAAACAAAAAAAUAUAUAUUUAUGGUGGACGUAAAGUUAAUAGAACUACUGAUCCAUAUGAAAUGGAUAAAAUAAAUAUUAUUAAUGAAUUUAUUAUACUUGAUGUAUCAAAGUCAUUUAAGACUGAUAAACCAACUUGGGAUGUUGAUAAUAGUGGUAGUGAUACUAAUCCAAAUUUAUAUAAUCAUGGAGUAACUUCAGGUGGUAACGAUUUAAUGAUAAUUUUUGGGGGUAUUUCUGAUACCAAUAGUUCAAUAUUAUGGUAUUGUAAUACAGAAAAUUCUAAAACAUUUCAAUCACCUAAUGUAAAUGUAUCAUCGAUUUCAAGUUCAAAUAGAUUUUUAUUUGAUAUGAAUUCAGAAGAUAAAUAUAUAUAUAUAAUUGGUGGAAUUGAAACCAAUUCACUUUCAACAGUAACAGAAUCAGAAGGAAUAAUUAUGAUAGAUAUAAGUAAUAUUGAAUCUGAUAAUAUUAUUUCUAAUUCUAUUAAUGCAAAUGUGGCAAGUUAUGAUCAUACCGCAACACUUUUGAAUGGAAAGAUUUAUAUUAUUGGUGGAUAUAAUGCGGGAUCUUAUGUAAAUAUGUCAUCAAUUAGAAUUUAUAAUACUAAAGAUCGUACAUGGGAUACAUCGUUAACAAAUGGUGAUAUACCUGAUGUACGUAGAGCGCAUCGAGCUGUUGAAUAUAAAAAUACAAUAAUAAUUCAUGGUGGAUUUAACGAAAAUGGGGAUACAAAUGAUUUAUUCAGAUUGAAAGUUUCAACAUUAACAUGGGAGAAACUUAAUGUUUUAGGUCCAGAUCCUGGAGCACGAUAUAGUCAUACAUUUAAUUUAGUGGGAAAUUAUAUUAUUGGAACUUAUGGCCUAUCAAAAACAAAUGGGUCAUUAAGUAAUAUCUUCAUUCUUGACCUAAACACUUCCUCAUGGACAAAUGAAUUUAAACCUCUUAUCGAAACAACUUCCAGUUCAUCUUCCAUUCCAUCUCCAACCAAUGUGGAUCGAUCAUCACCUAAAAAAUCUAGUGGAGGUAAAAGAUCGCCAUCUGCAAUAUCUAGAAUUGAAACUGUAACAAUAUUCUUCAUCAUCAAGGAAGAUCGGGAUCAACUAGUGAACGACGCACUGUGCGUCAAAAAUGUGAUAGAUCAACCUACCAGAAGUAAUACGGGAUUUCAUUAUUGGACAUAUAAGAAGUCGAAUUUUAGAUAG